Molecule: messenger RNA, 3225 nt
Organism: Vitis vinifera (wine grape)
Lineage: Eukaryota; Viridiplantae; Streptophyta; Magnoliopsida; Vitales; Vitaceae
Product: putative disease resistance protein At3g14460
Exons: 1
Coding region: 1-3225 (1074 amino acids)
Biological process (GO): defense response to other organism
Molecular function (GO): ADP binding
Source: RefSeq, a predicted model, not a curated record
AUGGGCGGCAUUGGGAAGACCGCCCUAGCACAACUUUUGUAUAAUGAUGAAAGGGUAAAAUCAUAUUUUGAUAUGAAAGCUUGGGUCUGUGUAUCUGAAGAAUUUGAUCUUUUCAAGAUAACGAAAACAAUUCUUGAGGCCAUUAAUGGAGCCGCUUUUAGUUGUACUCGUGAUGUAAAUGACUUGAAUCUGCUUCAAGUGGAGCUAAGAGAGUCCCUUAUUGGGAGGAAAAUUCUAAUAGUUCUGGAUGACGUCUGGAAUGAGAGCUACAAUAACUGGGACAUGCUACAAACUCCGCUUAAAGUUGGAGCAAGUGAUAGUAAGUUUAUUGUAACCACACGCAAUGCAAAUGUUGCAUUAACCAUGCGUGCGCAUCACACUCAUCAUCUCGAGCAACUAUGCUUUGAAGAUAGUUGGCGGCUAUUCACAAAACAUGCAUUUGAAAAUGAAGAUCCUGGUGCACAUCCAAAACUGGAGGCCAUUGCAAAAGAAAUCGUGCAAAAGUGCCAGGGCUUGCCUUUGUCCAUCAAAACACUUGGGGGUCUUUUGCACUAUAAGAUGGAUGAAAAAGAAUGGGAUAACAUAUUGAGGAGUGAAAUGUGGGAUUUGCCGAGUGAUGAACUUCUUCCAACUCUGCGGUUAAGCUAUUAUCAUCUCCCCUCAAAUUUGAAGCGAUGCUUCGCGUAUUGUGCAAUUUUUCCUAAGGGCUAUCAGUUCCGAAAGAGGGGGUUGAUUUUAUCGUGGAUGGCAGAAGGUUUUCUGCAACAACCAAAAAGCAAGAAAAGAAUGGAAGAGAUAGGGGACUGGUACUUUCAUGAAUUAUUGACAAGGUCAUUUUUUCAUAAAUCGAGUAGCAGAGACUCGUGUUUUGAAAUGCAUGACCUUAUAAAUGACAUGGCUCAACAUGUAUCUGGAGAUUUUUGUACUCGAUGUUCGGAAGAUAAGAUGAAUGAUGUGUAUAAGAAGACUCGCCACUUCUCAUACCUUGUAAGUGAAUAUGAUUCCUUUGAAAAAUUUGAGACUCUUGUUGAAGUUAAAUGUCUCAGAACCUUCUUCAAAUUGCAACCACUAUUCAUGCAGUCUUGCUUAAGUAAUAGGGUUUUACAUGAUGUGAUACCAAAUAUUAGAUGCCUCCGUGUUUUGUCCUUGUGUGGUUAUUGGAUUGUUGAUUUGCCUGAUUCAAUGGGCAAUUUAAAAUGUUUACGUCUUUUGAACCUUUCUCACACACCUAUCAAAAGGUUACCAGAAUCAGUGUGUAGUUUGUAUAAUUUACAAAUAAUUCUACUCUCUAAUUGUCGUUGUCUCUGUGAGUUGCCUCGUGGAUUGACGAAAUUGAUUAACCUACGUUAUCUUCGUAUUCGUGAUUCUGGAAUAAAAGAGAUGCCUGAUCAUAUUGGUCAAUUGAGAAAUUUACAAGAAUUGAGCAGAUUUAUUGUGGGUCAAACAAGUGGUCGUAGGAUUGGAGAGCUCAGGGGGCUUUCAGAAAUUAGAGGGAGGCUACACAUUUCAGAACUCCAGAAUGUGGUUUGUGGUAUGGAUGCCUUAGAGGCAAAUUUGAAGGAUAAGAAGUAUGUUGAUGAUUUGGUGCUGGAGUGGAAGAGCAACUCUGAUGUUCUACAAAAUGGAAUUGACAUAGUCAACAACUUGCAACCGCAUGAAAAUGUCCAGAGGCUUACCGUUGACUCCUACGGGGGUACAAGAUUCCCCGAUUGGUUAGGAGAUCAUUUGUUCUUAAAUAUGGUGUUCCUAAAUCUCAAGAAUUGUCAACAUUGCUCUUCUUUGCCGUCACUCGGCCAGCUGUCCUCGCUUAAGGACCUUUAUAUCUCAGGGGUGCAUGGCAUAGAGAGAGUUGGUACUGAUUUCUAUGUCAAUAAUUCUUCCUCAGUAAAGCCCUUCACAUCCCUGGAAACUCUCGUUAUUGAGAAGAUGAGACAGUGGAAGGAAUGGGUAUCUUUCGGAGGAGGCGAAGGUGGAGCAUUCCCUCAUCUGCAGGUGCUCUGCAUAAGGCACUGCCCCAACCUCACUGGAGAAGUACCCUGCCAACUUCCUUCCUUGACGAAACUUGAGAUUUGUGGAUGUCAGCAGCUUGUGGCUUCAGUUGCAAGGGUUUCAGCCAUUCGAGAAUUGAAGAUACUCAAUUGUGGUCAGGUUCUGUUUGGAAGCCCGCCUUAUGACUUCACUCAUCUUCAAACUUUAGAAAUUGAAAUUUCAGACAUCUCACAGUGGAAGGAACUACCUCAGGGAUUGCGGGGGCUCACAAUUCUAAAAUGCUUCUCUGUGGAGUCUCUACUAGAGGGAAUAAUGCAAAACAACAGUUGUCUUCAACACUUGACUCUCAAAUGUUGUUGCCUUUCCAGAUCCUUGUGCAGAUGUUGUUUACCCACUGCAUUGAAAUCAAUAAGCAUAAGUAGGUGUAGGAGACUACAUUUCCUCCUGCCUGAGUUCCUAAAAUGCCACCAUCCCUUCCUUGAACGAUUGUGUAUUGAAGGUGGUUACUGUAGAUCUAUCUCAGCCUUCUCAUUUGGCAUCUUCCCUAAGUUGACUCGUCUUGAAAUCAAUGGUAUUGAGGGGCUUGAAUCCCUCUCCAUUUCGACUUCAGAGGGAUCUCUCCCAGCUCUUGAUAUUCUAAAAAUCCAUAACUGCCACGAUCUCGUAUCUAUUGAGUUUCCAACUUUCGAGUUGACACACUAUGAGAGCAUUCAUUGCAGGAAGCUCAAGUCGUUGAUGUGCUCCCUCGGCUCUUUUGAGAAACUAAUUUUACGAGACUGUCCCCUAUUGUUGUUUCCAGUUCGAGGUUCUGUGUCCAGCAUAAAUUCACUUAGAAUUGACGAGUGCGACAAACUCACACCCCAGGUGGAGUGGGGCUUGCAAGGGCUGGCUUCUCUUGCACAAUUCAGCAUUAGAUGUGGAUGCCAAGACUUGGUGUCGUUUCCAAAGGAAGGCCUGCUGCCCUCAACUCUCACCUCUCUUGUAAUUGAAAGUCUUCCAAAUCUCAAGUCUCUGGAUGGCAAGGGGCUUCAACUGCUUACCUCUCUUCAAAAAUUACACAUCGAUGAUUGUCAGAAUCUUCAAUCCCUGCCAAAAGAGGGGCUUCCCAUCUCCAUUUCUUUUCUAAAAAUUAGCAACUGUCCCCUGCUGAAAAAUCGAUGCCAAUUCUGGAAAGGGGAAGAUUGGCAGCGUAUAGCUCACAUUCCACGCAUUGUGGUGGACGACCAAGUUCUGUAA